GUGGUCUGUAGUGGAACGCAGAAGACAUGGCGGCGCCCUGUAGGAGACAUGCUUACAAGUGGAUAUGUAUGUUGCGGGCGUCGUUUCGGGGUUUUCCUCGGGCUAUUACAACAGUGGUGUCCGAGGAGCAUGGCCACGGCUUAACUGCUGCCGAUAAUAGGGCGGAAGGGAAACCAGCCAAUGUGCAAACAGCAGAGACCGGGGGCAAGGAGCUCUUUAAAGGCACAGAAUCAUUCGCCUCGUUGCUGCGCCGCUCCCCGCUGGUACAGAUGGGUCCUUCCAAGGAUAAAAUAGCCAUUGGUAAAAUUUUCCACAUCGUUGGAGAUGAUCUUUAUGUCGACUUUGGCGGAAAGUUUCACUGCGUUUGCAAAAGACCAGAACAAGAUGGAGAGAAAUAUCAAAAGGGAAUGAGAGUUCGGCUGAGACUGGUUGAUCUGGAGCUCACUUCAAGGUUUUUGGGAGCAACGACUGACACCACCUUGCUGGAGGCCGACGCAGUCCUGCUGGGUCUGCUGGAAAGUCGGGAGACCAAGUGAUGGUACUUGGGUGCUGUUGGCAAAUCCCUUAUAAACUCCUGCAGCCACUGAUGGGUUAAUAACGCAUUUCAGGAAAGGUUAUUCUCGUGGCACAAGAGUUCAUCAAAACAUGCAGCUGAUUGGACGCUUAUGGAACAAUCUCAUUGUCUGCUAUAACAGCUCCAGGGCUUCUCCAAUUUGCAGGGGCAGAAUAUGAUCUGGAAUUCAUUAUCCGCAAGGUUAAGACCUGCACUCCCUAUUUUCUUACUUUCCUUUGUUCCUCUCUUAUCUCAGUGACUGACACAUUAAAAAAAAGACAAAAA
Molecule: messenger RNA, 838 nt
Organism: Xenopus tropicalis (tropical clawed frog)
Lineage: Eukaryota; Metazoa; Chordata; Amphibia; Anura; Pipidae
Gene: mrps28
Product: mitochondrial ribosomal protein S28
Source: RefSeq, marked provisional